AUGAACCUGACAGAUUUUAACCAGUCUGAUCGCUGUGAGCAUUUCUCCUGUCCAGAGAGAUCUGUAUCUCCUGCAGUUUAUAUCUUACUGUACGUGUGUUCAGCUGCUGUGGUUCUGCUAACAGUGUGUGGAAAUCUGCUGGUCAUCAUCUCUGUUCUUCACUUCAAGCAGCUUCACACACCAACCAACACGCUGGUGCUCUCUCUGGCUGUGUCGGAUUUCUUUGUCGGUGCUUUUGUAAUGCCGGCAAUGUUAAUCUGGACGAUCGAGUCAUGCUGGAUUUUUGGGAGAGAUUUCUGCACAGUUUUUUGGUUGUUUGCUGGUUUCAUCACAGUCUUAUCAGUCUAUAAUAUCGCUCUGAUUGCUGUGGAUCGGUACCUGGCUCUCUCAAACCCCUUUCUCUACAUGAACAGAGUCUCAGUGAGGAUCACUCGUGUUAUAAUUGUAUUUUCCUGGUGUGUGGUGGGGGUCUAUAAUUUAGCAGUAACUUAUUUCAAUGGAAGCAUCAUGAAUUUUCUUUUGUGUCCUGGAGAGUGUUUUAUCAUUCUGAAUGAGGUUUGGACUGUAAUUGAUCUUGUAUUUUCAUUUAUAUUUCCACUUUCUGUCAUAAUCAUAUUGUAUACUCAGGUUUUUGUGAUUGUUAAGAAACAUGCCACUGCUAUCAGAGAGCUUAAUAAUCACACACAGCCUAAAACACAGAAAAUCACCUCACACUCCAUGAAAUCUGAGAGAAAAGCAGCUAAAGUCCUCGGCAUUUUAGUGUCUGUGUUUCUGGUGUGUUUACUUCCAUAUUUUAUUUACAGUCUAUUAGGUUAUGUUAAUGAACUACAGAUAGAAACAAUUCAAACUGUCGCAAUCUUGUUUUGUCUUAAUUCAACCAUUAAUCCAGUUAUUUAUGCUCUGUUUUAUCCGUGGUUUAGGAGGUGCAUUAGAUUAACUAUAACUCUGCAAAUAUUCCAGACAGACUCUGCAUUAAUCAGUGUUCUUUUAUGA
Hemibagrus wyckioides is the source of this 993-nucleotide messenger RNA. Its product is annotated as trace amine-associated receptor 13c-like. Lineage: Eukaryota; Metazoa; Chordata; Actinopteri; Siluriformes; Bagridae. Gene Ontology annotation, cellular component: membrane. The record is from RefSeq and is a predicted model, not a curated record. The coding region runs from base 1 to 993 and encodes 330 amino acids. Gene Ontology annotation, biological process: G protein-coupled receptor signaling pathway. The transcript has a single exon. Gene Ontology annotation, molecular function: trace-amine receptor activity.